CCGCCCCGAGCCGCGGGGCCAGCGAGCGGAGGAGCAGGUGCUCGGAGCCCAGCCGCGCCAGCAUCGCGCGGCCGCUGCCCAAGUUCGCCUGGGGCCCGAAGAGGGGUCUUCCGGGCAACGGGGGAAGGAGCGCAGCCGGCGUCACGGCCACCGCGAGCUCGGAGUCUCCAGAGAAGGGCCAGCGGAGCAGCGAGUCCGGGUCACCCCCGGGAGGUGUUGGCGGGGCUCCGCAGUCCCCAGCUCCUGUCGCCGCCGGGGCAGAGAGAAGAGGCGAGGGACAGCAAGGCCGGGCUUUUCUGGAGACGCGAGGCACCUGGGAGAGCCGGGGCGAGAAGCGACACUUCCCUGUGACCAGCAUCCUUGAAGGGGCCCGGCGGCGAACAGCCUCCCGCAGGACGCCCUGAGAAGCUCUCAGCCCGAGGCGAGAGCAGGCGUCUGGCAGGACUCAGGCGCGGGACUUGAGAAGCAUAAGCGGGUCUCUGCCGAGCGCAGCCCGGGGAGCAGUGAGAAGGAAGGGUCCUGGAGGGGAAGGGAAAGAAGGCGGCAGCCGGCAGGGCGACCACUCACCCCCGUACACACCCACCCCGCCCGCCCAGCCAGGAGCCGCGGUGCGCCUCUGGGGGCGCUCGUUCCUUGGCGCCUUCUCUCCGGUGUCCCAGCACCACUGGGCUACGGGCCGGGCUGGUGGAGUCCCUGGGGAUGUCCAGAUCAGGCAUGGUGGCUGAGUGGCCCCUCUCCCAGGACCAGCGUAAAAGCUGGGGUUAGGCGGGGCAGGGGGGACUCGGCUCAGGGUCCCCCGAGGUCCAGGACGAGGGGAGGCGGGCGCAGCACCCAGGGACUGGAGAGGCGGCUCCCAGCGGGGCCCCUCCAGAAGUAGUGCCAGGAGCCGGGCAUCCUCCAGGAAAACCAGGGGCCAGGAAAGCCUGGGAGGCGCUCGGGAGAGGCUACUGCCAGCGGCGGCGGGCCGAGGCGGCGCUCAGUCCCGGGCGGGCGCCCGCGGAGGCGGCAGCGGUGGUGCCGGGCGGGCAUGCCGCGCCACUGGAGCUCCUUUCGGGCGCACGCUUCCCUGGCGCGGGCUGCGCGCGGCUGCCGCUGCUGCUGCUUCCACUGCUGCUGCGGACUCCCAUGGCGGCUCCGCCCGGCCGGGGCCGCCGCCGCUGCAGCCAGCCGCGGGCUGAAUGAAUGAGCCGGAGCAGCGGAGCCCGGCUGCCCGCGGCCGCGCUCACCGGCCCGGGACCCUUCCGCAUGGCCCGCGAGGAGCCGGCGCCCGUGGCGGUGGCGGCGGCCGGGCAGCCCGGGGGCGGCAGAGGUGGCGAGCGGGCGCUGCAGGGGCCGGGGGUCGCCCGCAGGGGGCGGCCGUCGCUGAGCCGCGCUAAACUGCACGGGCUGCGGCACAUGUGCGCCGGGCGCACGGCGGCCGGGGGCUCCUUCCAGCGGCGGGCGCUGUGGGUGCUGGCCUUCUGUACGUCCCUCGGCUUGCUGCUGUCCUGGUCCUCGAACCGCCUGCUCUACUGGCUCAGCUUCCCGUCGCACACGCGGGUGCACCGCGAGUGGAGCCGCCAGCUACCCUUCCCCGCCGUCACCGUGUGCAACAACAACCCGCUGCGCUUUCCGCGCCUCUCCAAGGGGGACCUCUACUAUGCCGGCCACUGGCUCGGGCUGCUGCUGCCCAACCGCACGGCGCGCCCGCUUGUCAGCGAGCUGCUGCGGGGCGACGAGCCGCGCCGCCAGUGGUUCCGCAAGCUGGCGGACUUCCGCCUCUUCCUGCCGCCGCGCCACUUCGAGGGCAUCAGCGCCGCCUUCAUGGACCGCCUGGGCCACCAGCUCGAGGACAUGCUGCUCUCCUGCAAGUACCGCGGCGAGCUCUGCGGCCCGCACAACUUCUCCUCCGUGUUUACAAAAUAUGGGAAGUGUUACAUGUUUAACUCAGGAGAGGAUGGCAAACCUCUGCUCACCACAGUCAAGGGGGGGACAGGCAACGGGCUGGAGAUCAUGCUGGACAUUCAGCAGGAUGAGUACCUGCCCAUCUGGGGAGAGACAGAGGAAACGACAUUUGAAGCAGGAGUGAAAGUUCAGAUCCACAGUCAGUCUGAGCCACCUUUCAUCCAAGAGCUGGGCUUUGGGGUGGCUCCAGGGUUCCAGACCUUUGUGGCCACACAGGAGCAGAGGCUCACAUACCUGCCCCCGCCGUGGGGUGAGUGCCGAUCCUCAGAGAUGGGCCUCGACUUUUUUCCUGUUUACAGUAUCACCGCCUGUAGGAUUGACUGUGAGACCCGCUACAUCGUGGAAAACUGCAACUGCCGCAUGGUCCACAUGCCAGGGGAUGCCCCUUUCUGUACCCCUGAGCAGCACAAGGAGUGUGCAGAGCCUGCCCUAGGUCAGUACUCAGGGGACAGAUGGAAUCAUGGGGGCAGGGGGCCUGAGAUUGAGAUCGUAGAGAUCAUCUUGGCAUGGGGAAAGAUCAAGCAGAAGAAGGAAUGGAGAAAGGAUAAGAAGAAAGCAGCUGGCAGGGUAGAGUUGCUGCAGGGAUGGGAGAGGGAGAUGAAGAAGAGGAAGAAGAGAAUGUUGGGGAGGAAUUGGCGCAAGAGGAUGAGGGCUGGAAAUGGGACUGGGGGAGAGAAAGGAGUGUAUGGUACUGACUAUUCUAUCUGCAGAGAGAACAUCCUUGUUCUGGAUAUAUUUUUUGAAGCUCUCAAUUACGAGACAAUUGAACAGAAGAAGGCGUAUGAAGUUGCUGCCUUACUUGGUGAUAUUGGUGGUCAGAUGGGAUUGUUCAUUGGUGCUAGUAUCCUUACAAUACUAGAGCUCUUUGAUUAUAUUUAUGAGCUGAUCAAAGAGAAGCUAUUAGACCUGCUUGGCAAAGAGGAGGACGAAGGGAGCCACGAUGAGAAUGUGAGCACUUGUGACACAAUGCCAAACCACUCUGAAACCAUCAGCCACACUGUGAACGUGCCCCUGCAGACAGCCCUGGGGACCUUGGAGGAGAUUGCCUGCUGACACCCCUCGAGCCACCCAGCACCCCCUCCAAACAGACCUUGAGGCCCAAGACCCAGGACAAGGAACAGAAAGCUCGGGUGGGAUGGCCUCUGACGCUGGAAGGAAGCAAGAGCCCCUAUGCACACAUUGCAGACUAGCCGCCUAGACCUCGCUCUGGCCACGUCUAACACGACGUGUCCUUGGGUCCCGCCGUGCGUCCCUCUUAGGAGAGAUGAGUCACACUCUGGCACUGUCCAAGAACAAACCUGCCAUCACAUCUCACUGCCAGAUGUAUAAAGCACCUGCAUGCUCAGACUUCUUACGGCGCCACCUCCACGUCUGUCUUGUACAUGACAUUCCUCCACACGGUUUCCAGUGUCCACACUGCUGCCCAUGCAGUGGGACCAGAUUCCAGGUCCAGAGUCACCAUGAGGCCACCCUGGAAUCAGAACUGCACAAUCAAGAGGGAACCGUGGGACUCUGCUACAUUCAGUUCUUGUGUCGUUUGUGAAGGUUCUUAACCUGCCCACAAACCCCCUAUCCCCCAACCUGGCCCAUGGGGCUUCAGCGCCAAAGGUGACCUGGGCCAACCUCCCUCCCGCCCUGGCGCAGCACAGGAGCCAGCGGACGGGGGGCUCCCCUGUUCACCCACGGUGCCCAUGUCGUUCUUCUCUUCCUGUGACACAACUUGUACAGUCUGAUUCUUUUUAUUUGGGGUCGGGGGGCGUUUAUGUUUGUCUGAUGGAGAUUUGUUUUGUUUUGCUUUGUUUUAUGCUUUUUUUUAAAUCUUGAUGUUCUGAGGUUUGGUUUGGUUUUUCCAUUUUCUUUGGCGUUUAUUUAUUCGUGCUUCAAAUCACAGUCAUAUUAAAAGCUGGUCUUGUGGAAA
Messenger RNA from Cebus imitator (Panamanian white-faced capuchin), 3862 nucleotides. Its product is annotated as acid-sensing ion channel 2. The coding region runs from base 1183 to 2997 and encodes 604 amino acids. Gene Ontology annotation, cellular component: membrane. Gene Ontology annotation, biological process: sodium ion transmembrane transport. The record is from RefSeq and is a predicted model, not a curated record. The transcript is spliced from 9 exons. Gene Ontology annotation, molecular function: ligand-gated sodium channel activity. Lineage: Eukaryota; Metazoa; Chordata; Mammalia; Primates; Cebidae.